Messenger RNA from Branchiostoma floridae (Florida lancelet), 2583 nucleotides. Its product is annotated as Golgi-associated kinase 1A-like. Bases 531 to 1976 code for a protein of 481 amino acids. The record is from RefSeq and is a predicted model, not a curated record. Lineage: Eukaryota; Metazoa; Chordata; Leptocardii; Amphioxiformes; Branchiostomatidae. The transcript has 4 exons. Gene Ontology annotation, cellular component: Golgi apparatus.
GUGCAAAGAAACACCGAAAUACGAUCGGUUUCAGUAUAAUUUUCUAAGUCAUCAAUCGUUCGCGAUGAAAGAUUUUCCCUCUGAUAUACUUUGUUGUUUAUUUGUGAUAUUUCAUUAACGUCUCUUUAAAUGUGGUCAAAGUGAAGGCCUCGAGGAACAACAAUUGUGAACCUGACUAGACCACUUAUCUCUUCAGGUUUAAUCUCCAAGCAGAUCUUACGGUGCCAUAAGCUAGUAUGAAAGCUGGCCAGGGAGUAUAGCCGACUAAGGGAGUCAAACGGGAAGUUUGAUACUAUACAUUACGCACCGUGGAUCUGGUUGGAGAUUAUUCAGGUUCUUCUCCAAACAACGAGACUGAUCACCUGCUGAGUCGGGCAUGUCAAUUUCCGCAGGAGAGAUGCCAUUUUCGUGUCCCGUUAAGUGUGCUAUUCCUCAGUAGCCAUAGAUACAUCUAUGUUUGAAAAGAACAACGCGGUUCAACAAGCAUUCGUAUUAGUCACAGACACUGUAAAGGUAUAAAGGGUUACAAAAUGGCUAUGUCGUGGACAAGCGGGCGAAUAAAAAUGGUCAUUGGGAUCUUCAUAAUGUCAUUCUGUGGGUUUUUCCUGUUCGCCAGUUAUUCAUACGGCAUAAAGAACAGGAACACCUCCAUCAAUUUACCAGGGUUUUUAGAUAAUCACGUCAAGAAACAGAAGAUGGUCUCUAAUCAUGCUGAUGCAGAAUACCCGAGUGAUGAGACUAUUCAUAGUGAGGUAGAAUCACACCUAAAAACCAAUGUCCCUAACAGCCUACAGUACGACCGCUCUAAAUCAACUAAAACACCUGUCAUUGACAUUGUUGAAGAAAGGCUUGACGAGAAAGUACCCGGUGAAGACAAAGGCAUGGUCACGGAAACAAAAGACCUCCAUCUACAGAAUAUUAAGACAGUCGUGUCCAAGCCGAACGGACGGUCAGAUUCCAAAAGUUUACGAAAAAAAUCCAACCAUUCGCCCAUUCAGCGGAGUCGGGCUCCGGAAUGGUUUAGCGCAGACGACAUUGACAAGAUGAUUCAUCUGGCGACUUGGAACAUCUCCCAUCUCGAGAACAUACCCCAUCAUCCUAAAGUGGAUAAGAUCGUUUUCGAUAAACACGGCAAUUUCGAAAUUCAACCCACCACGAACGAUCACCUGUCUGUUUGCACCGAUCAGUGCGCUGUACUGAAAAGCUACCGAGACAUGUUUGAAGUCGUGGCGUACCAUCUAGACAGAGUGCUGGGGUGGGACCGUGCCCUCCCGGCGGUGGCACGAGCCUUUACCGGACUGGGUCAUCUCGGGCUCCGAUACGAGGACGGCCGGGCGAGGCCGCUGAUAUGGUGGGAUCCGGACCUUAUUCACGGCGGAGAUUUUCAAGAGGACCAGAACUCCUUUGAGCUGGACUGGUCGACAUAUCAGUCCAUCCUGAGGGCUCGGUGCUGGGCUGACGGCAGGAAGCCUCGUCCAUGGGACAGGUGUUCCGUGGUGCACCUGGAGUGGGCACGUCUCGCCAUGUUUGACUUCCUCCUUCAGGUCUAUGACCGCCUUGACAGGAACUGCUGCGGGUUCAGGCCAACAGAGCAGGACAAGUGUGAGUCGGACGGACGGACCGCAGACUGUGACAACCCGGACGCGCAACUCAUGCUGGUACACAUCUUCAGCAACAGGAAUGACCCGAGUAGACUGGUGUUCCUGGAUAACGCAGGUGUUGCAGAACGGCAGGAGGACAACUUGGACUUCCGACUGCUUGCUGGGAUCGACGAGGUUCCACGGAGAGCCGUGGAGGUGUUGAAGUCUGGACGGUUGGCUGAGCUGCUGCUGCGGUCCUUACAAGUGGACAGGGUUUUCUGGAAAACACAAGACCGAGACAAUCUGACCAAAUAUGUCCACAUUCUGCAGAAAAGGGGACAAAUUCUUGCAGAUUACAUAGAUGAGCAAGGAAUUGCUUUAGUGGAUGAUUACUGAAGUCGAUGUUCAUUAGGAAGACAAAAAUAAAUUAUAGUAAUUUUAAGGAAAUAAAUUAUAGUAAGAACGAGUUAGAAUUAGCAUAGCUACAAGAAAAACGCGUUAAUUUCCUUACAAUAGCUUGAAACUGAUCGUAAUGCACUGUCUGCUUUAUAAUAUAUUAGAAUUUAGACUAAUGCCCAUCAUAUAAUGCGGAAUUUUUGCAGUAGAAUUUAUAAUCAUAGUUAACGUUGUUUGCUAAUGAUGUGUACUUACAGAUUAAGGUUAGCCUCCUUCACCGGCGUCUCUAGGGCCUUGGCGAAAGUUGUUUUAUUUUUUAUUUUUAUCUGGGAAUCGGGACUUGGCAAAAGACUGCGCACUGCAUUUGUGCAUUUAGGAUUCCAUCCUGGUUGCCGUAAGACCCAAUAACAAAGCUAAAAUGACUCGUAGAAGAUCGUAACGUUCAUGCUACUGACUGUCGCUAGAGAAUCCCGGUCGACAGGAGAGAGCCAUAAAACAUGAUACUAAUUACAACCCAACAUCUUCUUGGAGAUUCUUGCCUUGUCACACAGUGUUCUGGAUACGAGCACAUCAACAAUGCAGAGUACCCUGUGUACGAGACUGAACU